UAAGUUUCCGGCAGUUUCCGGGGAGACUCGGGAACUCCGCGUCUGGCUCGCUGGGUUCCGAUCACCCGGUGCUGCGGGGCAGGGUCGUGGGUUAGUCAUGGCGUCCCCGUCUCGGAGGCUGCAGACAAAACCAGUCAUUACUUGUUUCAAGAGCGUCCUCUUGAUCUAUACUUUCAUCUUCUGGAUCACUGGUGUUAUCCUUCUUGCCGUUGGCAUUUGGGGCAAGCUGAGCCUAGAGAAUUAUUUUUCCCUUUUAAAUGAGAAGGCUACCAAUGUCCCCUUCGUGCUCAUUGGCACUGGGACUGUCAUCAUUCUUUUGGGCACCUUCGGCUGUUGUGCUACGUGCCGAGCUUCUGCAUGGAUGCUAAAACUGUAUGCAAUGUUUCUGACUCUUAUUUUUUUGGUCGAACUGGUCGCUGCCAUCGUAGGAUUUGUGUUCAGAUAUGAGAUUAAGAACAGCUUUAAGAAUAAUUAUGAGAAAGCUUUAAAGCAGUAUAACACUACGGGAGAUUAUAGAAACCACGCAGUAGACAAGAUUCAAAGUAUGUUGCAUUGUUGUGGUGUCACCAACUAUAGAGAUUGGCAGGAUACUAACUAUUAUUCAGAAAAAGGAUAUCCCAAGAGCUGCUGUAAACAUGAAGAUUGUUCUCCACAGAGAGAUGCAGAUAAAGUAAAUAUGGAAGGUUGUUUUGUAAAGGUGAUGACCAUUAUAGAGUCAGAAAUGGGAGUUGUUGCUGGAAUUUCCUUUGGAGUUGCUGGUUUCCAGCUGAUCGGGAUCUUUCUAGCCUACUGUCUCUCCCGUGCCAUAACAAAUAACCAGUAUGAGAUAGUGUAGCCAGUAAAUUAUGGACUUCCUCCUCUCCAGCUUGCAGGAUAUUUACAUUACCCCCUGUGAACUUUGAGAUUGCCUGGUUGGAAGACUGCCUGAUUCUACUUACCAAUAGACUGAAAAACUACAUCAAUAGUCUGAUUCAAUCAGGACAUUUUUUCCAUAUAUGUCACCUUUUGUCCCAUUCAUGAUAGAUGGUUGAAACCCCCAUAGCACUCUCUGAAACACUGGAAGAGCUAGUAAAUGUAAAUGAAGAAAUACUAUGUUCCGCUUGACAUACCUGUGGGGUGUUUGAAAGGCAGUGGGAAUUUGCUAUUUUAAUGGAGUGUUAUAAAAUGGAAAAUUGACCCCUCUGAAUUUGCUACUGAUGUGGUGUGAUAGUAAAUUGACCUCUGUGAACUGGCCCCUUGCCAGCUAAGGUUAUCUGGUUUGAUCAUAUAAUCUGCAUCAAGAAGUUCUGAUGUUUUCAUUAGUCUUUGUUCUGCUGAUAGGCAGAGUCACAUUGUGUAAUUUAACUCUGGCCAGUAUUUGGAUGUCACCCAUCAUUAGAGGUGCCAGAUAGUGGUAACCGUCCCUGAACUAACACACCCAAGAAUUAGGCACUGCCAGUGUUUUGUGACACAUCGGGUUGUAGCACACUUAACACUUGACAUUUCUUUGCCUCCAAAUGAAGUUGUUUAUACUGAUGUUUAUAUUUCCCUAUUGUUUGAAAGGUUCUAGCUAUUUCUUAAUGGUGUUGGAAUUAUUGUACUUUACUUGGGAAUUUUAAAGCAACUCAUAUUCAUUACCGUAAGAUGGUACUUCCUUGCCAGGUUGAUACGACUUGUUAAUAGCACAGUCAGUUUUAAUAGUCAGUUUUGGUUUGGGGCUUUGAUUAAUAAAUACAGAUCUUUCAUGCAAUAAAUACUGUUUUCCUCUAAA
Messenger RNA from Manis javanica (Malayan pangolin), 1750 nucleotides. It is a transcript of the gene TSPAN6, whose product is annotated as tetraspanin 6. NCBI's taxonomy places the organism in Eukaryota, Metazoa, Chordata, Mammalia, Pholidota, Manidae. The record is from RefSeq and is a predicted model, not a curated record. Gene Ontology annotation, cellular component: plasma membrane.